AUGGCGCGAAGCUGUGUCUGUCUAUUUGUGAUAACAGUUCUCUCUAUGUUUUCGCUUGUGGUGUGUAAACCAUUCCUAGGGGAUUUGCUUGCACGUGUGAUAGCAUCAUCCUCCACUCCCGAUGAUCCGCAGUCACACAUUACCGAUUUUCGGAUGCCUUCCAAAAUGGAUAUGAAAGCUGGAAAAUUAAAACAAAUGUCUGCCCAAGGCACAUCUCCGUCGAACCAAACAGAACCGUCUUUGAGUGAAUCACUUAGCGACCUCGAACUACCAGAUGAACGUCCGGAGAGUUCUAUCAUGACUCUCCCGGCAAGUAACCUGUGGCUGUCCUGGAACAGGACCAAGAUUCUGGCACAAAUCAUCGACGACAUCGUGAAACCGGUGCACGAACGGAUCAGUUUAGUGUUUCGUACAAUCGUCCCAAAAACUGGAACCACUGGGAACGAUUCGCAAACGAAUCGGAAGCUUGUAGAUUUGGAAAAACUUUUCACAAAUUCCACCGACGACAAUGAUUCGGAAGAACUCGCUUCGGAUCUGGAUCUACUGCACCCGGAGGGGAAUGAGCCCGCGCUUAUCGAUCCAUCGAUGAACGGAAGUACCCUGCUCAGCCAGUUUCAGGCACGACGCAACGUUCUGAGGCGACGCGUAGCGAAGGCACUAUCAUCCAUCACGGGGUUGCUGAUACUGGCGGCAAACUCCCGGAGGGAAUCGAAGCCCCGCACCCGACGGUCGCUCGAGUCAUCGACCGAAGGCGAGCCUCUACUGGGUGAUCGACCCGAAUUUCUUGAUGUUCAAAACGAGAUUGACACGGACGGCGAGGAAGAUCCAAAAGUGAUCAAAGUGGUGGAGACGGAAGAUGCUCCGAACGAUGCCUCCGAUACCACCCCCCGGCGAAAUGUCGAAACGCUGGGCAUAUUCAUACUGGAAGUGUUUGGCUCGAUCGCUGGAUUUUCUUGGGGUAUAUUUAAGCAAGUGCAAUCAUUAUUUUGGUAA
Messenger RNA from Anopheles coustani, 993 nucleotides. RefSeq lists its product as uncharacterized. Bases 1 to 993 code for a protein of 330 amino acids. The transcript has 2 exons. Lineage: Eukaryota; Metazoa; Arthropoda; Insecta; Diptera; Culicidae. The record is from RefSeq and is a predicted model, not a curated record.